AUGGUUCAAUCAUCUGUCUUGGGUUUCCCACGUAUUGGUGGUCAAAGAGAGUUGAAGAAAAUCACCGAGGCUUACUGGGGUGGCAAAGCCACUGUUGACGAAUUGUUGGCCACUGGUAAGCAAUUGAGAGAACACAACUGGAAAUUGCAACAAAAAGCUGGUGUUGAUGUUAUCCCAUCCAAUGACUUUUCAUACUAUGAUCAAGUCUUGGACUUGUCUUUGUUGUUCAAUGCUAUCCCAGAAAGAUACACCAAGUUUGACUUGGCUCCAAUUGAUGUUUUGUUUGCCAUGGGUAGAGGUUUGCAAAGAAAAGCUACCGACUCCACCCCAGCUGUUGAUGUUACUGCUUUGGAGAUGGUCAAAUGGUUUGACUCUAACUACCACUAUGUCAGACCAACUUUUUCACACUCUACUGAUUUCAAAUUGAACACCGCCGCCGGUGUUAAGCCAGUUGACGAGUUCAACGAAGCCAAGGCUUUGGGCAUCCAAACCAGACCAGUGAUUUUGGGUCCUGUUUCCUACUUGUACUUGGGUAAAGCCGACAAGGACUCCCUCGACUUGGACCCAAUCUCAUUGUUGCCAAAACUCUUGCCAGUUUACAAGGAAUUGUUGGCCCAAUUGAAAGCCGCCGGUGCUGAAGAAGUUCAAAUUGACGAACCAGUUCUUGUUUUGGACUUGCCAGAAUCAGUCCAAUCCAAAUUCAAGGAGGCUUACGAAGCCUUGGCUACUGCCGAAGCUCCAAAGUUGAUCUUGACCACUUACUUUGGUGACGUUAGACCAAACUUGAAGGCCAUUGAAGACUUGCCAGUUGCUGGUUUCCACUUUGACUUUGUCAGAGUCCCAGAACAAUUGGACCAAGUUUCCUCAAUCGUCAAGGGUGACCAAACCUUGUCUGUUGGUGUUGUUGAUGGUAGAAACAUUUGGAAGACUGACUUUUCCAAGGCUGCAGAAACUGUGAAUAAGGCCAUUGAAAAAGUCGGUAAGGACAAGGUUGUUGUUGCCACUUCUUCUUCUUUGUUGCACACCCCAGUUGAUUUGGAAUCGGAAGCUAAAUUGCCUGCUGAAAUCAAAGACUGGUUUUCUUUUGCUACUCAAAAAUUAGACGAAGUUGUUACCAUUGCCAAGCACAUUUCAGGUGAAGAUGUUUCAUCCAAGUUUGAUGCCAACGCUGCUUCAAUCAAGGCUAGAAAAGAAUCUUCAAUUACCACCAACCCAAAGGUUCAAGAGAAAUUGACCACCAUCAAUGAGAAAUUGGCUACCAGAAAAUCCGCUUUCCCAGAAAGAUUGGAAGCUCAAAAGGCCAAGUACAACUUGCCAUUGUUCCCAACCACCACCAUUGGUUCUUUCCCACAAACCAAGGACAUUAGAAUUAACAGAAAUAAGUUUGCUAAAGGCCAAAUCACCGCUGAGGAAUACGAGCAAUUCAUCAACAAGGAGAUUGAGACUGUUGUUAGAUUCCAAGAAGAGAUUGGUUUGGAUGUAUUGGUUCACGGUGAACCAGAAAGAAAUGAUAUGGUGCAAUACUUUGGUGAACAAUUGGAUGGUUUUGCAUUCACCACCAACGGUUGGGUCCAAUCAUAUGGUUCAAGAUACGUUAGACCACCAAUCAUUGUUGGUGAUGUUUCGAGACCAAAAGCCAUGACCGUUAAGGAAUCAGUUUACGCACAAUCUUUGACCAAGUCACCAAUGAAGGGUAUGUUGACUGGUCCAGUCACUAUCUUGAGAUGGUCAUUCCCAAGAGAUGAUGUCUCUGGUAAAGUGCAAGCCUUGCAAUUGGGUUUGGCUUUGAGAGAUGAAGUCAAUGACUUGGAGAAGGCAGGUAUCACUGUUAUCCAAGUUGACGAACCAGCUAUCAGAGAAGGUUUGCCAUUGAGAGCCGGUAAGGAGAGAUCUGACUACUUGAACUGGGCUGCUCAAUCAUUUAGAGUUGCUACUUCAGGUGUCGAAAACUCUACUCAAAUCCACUCCCACUUCUGUUACUCAGACUUGGACCCUAACCACAUCAAGGCUUUGGAUGCUGAUGUUGUUUCCAUCGAAUUCUCCAAGAAGGAUGAUCCAAACUACAUUCAAGAAUUCUCAGAGUACCCUAACCACAUUGGUUUAGGUUUGUUUGACAUUCACUCACCAAGAAUCCCAUCAAAGGAAGAAUUUGUCUCCAGAAUCGAGGAAAUCUUGAAGGUUUACCCAGCCAACAAGUUCUGGGUUAACCCAGAUUGUGGUUUGAAGACUAGAGGAUGGCCAGAAGUUAAGGAGUCAUUGACCAAUAUGGUCAAUGCUGCCAAGGACUUCCGUGCCAAGUACUAA
Messenger RNA from Lodderomyces elongisporus, 2304 nucleotides. It is a transcript of the gene MET6, whose product is annotated as 5-methyltetrahydropteroyltriglutamate-homocysteine S-methyltransferase. NCBI's taxonomy places the organism in Eukaryota, Fungi, Ascomycota, Pichiomycetes, Serinales, Debaryomycetaceae. Bases 1 to 2304 code for a protein of 767 amino acids. Gene Ontology annotation, molecular function: zinc ion binding; 5-methyltetrahydropteroyltriglutamate-homocysteine S-methyltransferase activity. The record is from RefSeq and is a predicted model, not a curated record. The transcript has a single exon.